Molecule: messenger RNA, 1070 nt
Organism: Moneuplotes crassus
Lineage: Eukaryota; Ciliophora; Spirotrichea; Euplotida; Euplotidae
Source: the annotation of a GenBank genome assembly
AUUUAGUGAUGGGAAAGCUGAAUGCACAUAUAUUCAGAGCUCUUGAAAGUGGAAACCAAUGAACCUCUUGUGAGCAUUGAUGAAUCAACGGAGCGCAUUGAGGGUCGUCUUCAGAAUGAGAUGGAACUCUUGCGAUGUAUAUUGUUAUUUUCGUAAUACUCUUAAUCUGAGUCACUGUCUUUAUCGUUAUUACCAUAGUGUACAUAAAGUAUAAGAAAUAAAACUAAAAAGGAGCUCGAAAGAAUCAGGCGAAGAACGAAUCAUAAAGGACAUAAAGUCCGUAAAAGACGAGGCAUAAUCCUUGGUAGGCCAGUUUCUAAAAAUAUUCCUCUCAAGAUGGCAGAAUUAAAGGCAUCAAUUGAGCUAGAAAAAGCGGAACUUUUAUAUAAAGAUAAAUAUCAAGAACUUCUCGAUCAAAAGCCAAGCUUUGAGCUUUUGUUUGAGAGAAAUAUAAAGUUUGAUCGAAUUCAAGGGUCUAAAAUUGAUAAUAUCCCUUCAAGUAAUAGACCAUUGAACACUCAUGCCAAUGUGAAGUCAAAAUAAAGACGACUUGCUGUUUGAGUACACAGGGCCAACAAUCAGAAAGGAUCAAAGGGUGAAAAUGCACGAUUUCAGGAGUAAAAUAAAGAGCCAAUUAAAGAAGACAUUAAUUACAGAUCUAUACAAUAUCUCUGAUAGCCCAAUGCAAAAAGUGUUAAAGAAAAAGAAGAAGCGGAAGAUGAAAAAGAAGAAGAAGCGUACUAAGUUCUCUAAACUAGGAGACGAUACGGCGAUUCAUAAGGACCUGGCAUUGGUGUCCAACCAGAACAGUGGGUUUGAAGACUUUGAUUACUCGAACCAAACCUUAGAGCAGUUCCUUAAUGAGAACCGAGUCAAUAUAUUCAAUGACAGAGAGUACCAUAAAGAUACUAGUGAUGACAUAGAAAACUCAGGUGAGCAAACUCGAUAUAAGAAUACUGAUAUGAGCAAUCAAAGAAAUUAUGAUAAGAAAACUAACAUCCAAUCGAGGAUUGAUGACAUUCUUGAUGAUCUUGGCGACACUGAGAAGUGGUAAGGUUGCAGAGAUAUUG